Pieris macdunnoughi is the source of this 1002-nucleotide messenger RNA. Lineage: Eukaryota; Metazoa; Arthropoda; Insecta; Lepidoptera; Pieridae. The record is from the annotation of a GenBank genome assembly.
AUGCAGAAAUGUGCCCGUGCCAAGCCCCAACGACCAAGUUCAGAACUCGUCGACCUCGAUAGUUUCAAGACACAUUCAGGUGACAUUCGCGCUCAAUAUAAAGAACCUCCAUCAAGAUAUUCAACGGAAAGCAAGACCACUACUGAUGCAGCUGUAGCCCCGAAGGCAAGAGAGUUAUCUCAUUCUAAGGAUUCACAAAGAGAAGCUCACAGUAUUUCAAGUGGCAUAAUAUUUCAAGAAAUAUUAGAUGAUUCGAAACUUCCUUCUGACUAUAAACACACAACAACCUUUGAACAAGACACAACGGAAUACACCACUAUGACUGCAAUGGAAAAAGUGGCUCUUGAUUUAUACGCAUAUUUAGCAGGCGAAAAUUUGAAUAACGAAAUAAACCCAUCGAUUGACGCUUUAAACUUUGACGGAUCUACUACAGUAGAGGAUGAUACUUGGACAACUGAAGCGGUGACCACAACGGAAAUGGAAACGACACCCACUACAACCACAACAACUACGACAACAACAACUACGACGACCACUACUACUCCGGCUCCAACGACCACAACUACAACGGUUGCACCAACACGCCCUUCACGCUUCAAGUCACGUCCUGGAGCAAGGGCACGUGGUUCGGUAGCUUCCAGUGCUGCUACUGAAGCACCACAAGAAACUUCAACUAAAGCUCGAGGUCGAUUUGGAAAGCCUAAUGGAGUUCGAAAGACGACAGCCGCUGCAGUGGAAGCAAGCUCAUCAGCCCCCGUCGAAAAGCCAGUAUCACAACCUAAGGCAACAACUGAAGCACCAAAGAAGGCAUCAUCAGAGACGACGGAGGAAAGCGUCAGUGACGAGAAACCCGAUUCUGAGACGGAGGCCCCUGCGGUUCCAGUUGAGACCACGGCUGCCCCCCCUCUUCGAGGACUCGACGCAUUGAUAGCGAGGCGACGAGCUGCCGGAGUAGGAGCCCGACCUGCCAGACCCGUCAGGGGCGCUAAAUUACAUAACUAG